Molecule: messenger RNA, 858 nt
Organism: Penicillium olsonii
Lineage: Eukaryota; Fungi; Ascomycota; Eurotiomycetes; Eurotiales; Aspergillaceae
Source: the annotation of a GenBank genome assembly
AUGCAUCAAAUUCUGUUGACAACAUCUAGUCUUGUCGUGACCUUUUCGGUGCUUGCAUCCUUUCUUCCACAGAUCCGCCAUGUGUGGCUCAGAAAAGAAAAUGGAAGAGUUUGCUUGAACUAUAUUCUCUUGAAUCUGAUUUCUUCAGUGGUCAAUCUCUUCUUGCCCUUCUUUUUCACAGUCAAUGCUGGCCAGGACAUGCCAGUCUGGGCACAUGUCCCAAGAAUUGCUCUUGAUUGGAUCAAUCUGGCGCAGCUCGCUGGCAUAUGGGCCAUUUUCAAUGUUCUGUUUUGUCUUGCGAUCUACUACAGCCCUAUCAGCCGUACCCGCAAGGCUAAACGCAUAGCCGCAUACAUCUUCGUCCUCGUCAUCUCCCUGGUACCUUUGAUGAUCGAUGCAACCACGGACCUAUUUUGCUCGCCGAUGAAAUCUCCAUGUGGUGUCCCUGAUCUGAUGGAGUUUUUCAUGGCGCUCCACCUACACAUCCUUCAGCCGGUGACCCUCGCGCUCAUGGUUAUAUCCUUCUAUGGACAGGCUCACCAACGAACCAUUGACCUGAGUCCUACAGGCCUCAAGCUUCAAAGCUUUAUCUUUUUUAUUUCGGCUGUUUGGUGGAUGUUCCGGAUAAAUAUGCCUUGGGAUAUGAUCGACGACGAAGCACCACUACCUUUUCCAGCAAAAGUCAUGAUUUGGCUUCUUUUUGCAAGGUUUACAGCUUGCGGAGAUGCAAUUUUUGCCAUUGGACAAUACGUCUUGCUGCGAUUGGUAUUACGGAAAUCGCGCGAUGAAGCUCCUCACGCAGCCACGGAGAGGCAACCUCUGUUGAACUCAACGCAUGAAGACAUUGAGCACGUCUAA